UGCUCGGUAUGUGGGUCUGUAAGUGACCGACUCAGUUCUGGAAGUGCUAGAUCUCUUGACUUCUAUGGGCUCAACCUCCGCUUGGAUUACCUGCAGUUCAUCCUCUAACACGCGGAGGCGUCCCCCUUCUUCUUCCAUAUCAAGCUUCGCUCUCUUUGCUGGCAACAUAUAUCUUGAAGUAUCCGUCUAACACUUACAUUGAAAAAUCUACGACUUACGGAAGGUGCCUAGUUACCAACUGGAGUGGAAAACAUUUUCAAGUCCGGAGGACUUGGAAUAUUAUCCAUGCUUAUUUCCGAAAAGCCACCAUGAAAAAAAAGCAUUGGCACAAAAGCAACACGCAAAACUCACUUUUGUGUAUCCGGCUGACGUCAUUGUUGAGAAAUGACGUUCGACACAUGUUUACUUGAGAGCAGCAAAUGUUUCCGAUUAGAUACAAUGCAACAAAGUGUGCCGCCAUUUCUGUAUUGCUUUCAAAUAUUAGAUCUGGGCCUAAUCUUUGCACUGACAAUCAUGUUUUCUAUCGAUAGAUAAUUAUGAGACUGACUUUACCUAAAUCUACAUGAAUGAAUUUUCUAUUGAAAGAUGACUAAUUCUGUUGUGAAAGAAUUUGCUACAUCAGACGAUGAAGUGUAUUUGAAGAAACUUGGAUACAGCAUAGGGACGACGAUCGGUGAGGGAUCUUAUGCAAAGGUAAAGAGUGCAUACAGCGAAAAACUUCAAAAGAGAGUCGCUAUGAAAAUAAUCAACAGGAGAAGCGCCCCAAAGGAUUUCAAAGAAAAGUUUCUCCCAAGAGAAUUGAAAUGCAUGAAAGCGGUGAACCACGUUCACUGUAUAAAACUCUUUGAAAUUAUUGAAUUCGAGCAAAAGGUGUACAUCGUCAUGGAGCACGCCGGCCACGGAGAUCUCCUGGAGUACAUCAAGCUUCGCGGAGCCAUUCCCGAGGACAGGUCAAGGGUCAUGUUCCGACAGAUCACAGACGCCGUGUCGUACCUGCACGGUAUCAACAUAGCCCACAG
This is a messenger RNA of Aplysia californica (California sea hare), 1019 nucleotides long. Its product is annotated as testis-specific serine/threonine-protein kinase 2. NCBI's taxonomy places the organism in Eukaryota, Metazoa, Mollusca, Gastropoda, Aplysiida, Aplysiidae. The record is from RefSeq and is a predicted model, not a curated record. Gene Ontology annotation, molecular function: ATP binding; protein serine/threonine kinase activity; tau-protein kinase activity. Gene Ontology annotation, biological process: intracellular signal transduction; protein phosphorylation; microtubule cytoskeleton organization. Gene Ontology annotation, cellular component: cytoplasm.